Messenger RNA from Halichondria panicea, 1391 nucleotides. RefSeq lists its product as uncharacterized. The record is from RefSeq and is a predicted model, not a curated record. The transcript is spliced from 4 exons. Lineage: Eukaryota; Metazoa; Porifera; Demospongiae; Suberitida; Halichondriidae. Bases 536 to 1306 code for a protein of 256 amino acids.
ACAAGGCAACAACACCUUCACCCUCACUUUUACUGUAUUGCAAAGUGAGUAGAAGAACUGGUGAAAGAGGACAAGUGAAAGUUGCAAAUGGCACUAACUCAUGCUCUAGCUUGUGCAUGGAGCAUACUAUGCAUAUUCAAUUAUGCAUCAUCUCAUGGUAUUUAACGAUUUUACUAGCCUAGCUAUUUAAACUAAAAAUCCAUCUGUGUUCAAUUGCCCAACUCAAGUUAUUGUAGGGAGUGGCGAUGGCAGUGGAAGUGGUAUACUGGUUCCGGACUGUCCUCAGGCACCCAUUAAAGUGAACAUCACCCGACCAAUCAAUACCGAAUUCUUAUCGCAGGUCCAUCUCACUGGAAUAAGAUUACCCGUCACAAGUAAACCUGAUGACCUCUCUGUCUCCAUCACUCAAAUUAAGCUUCGCCCUGAAGCAGUUAACUUCAGGAUAGCUGCAGGAGACGUAACAGUACAGAUCAAAUUGUCUAGUGAUAGUAAAAAGCUUACAGUUACUGUUGCCGGGGAUCUUGUGUCAGCAACUAUGAUAAUUGUGGACAUCUUGGUACUUGAUGAGGACGAUAUGAUGAUGAUGAUGGACGAUUCUUCUUGCAAGUUCAGCAUUGAGAUAACAGUGCAGGAUCGUUCGAAUUGUGCUGAGGAGAGCUCUAUUGUUCGCAUUUCGAAUGCUCAGCUUGAGGGCUUCUUUGCAGUUACACUCACACUGAACAUUCACGUGACUGAUUUCAAUUCUGACAGUUCAAUUCUGAUCCAAAUUGCAACACCAAUUGUCAGAAUACUGAACUCCGUCUGUCCUCAAGACUGUAACAGAUGUGGAAUGGGAGGAUCUUGCAAUUCCUACCUGCAAUUCUGUCAAGAGUUUUCUGUGAGCGAUAUCGAACUAUAUGACGCACCAAAAGCAGGGCUCAGCAGGCUAGUCAAGAGAGCUAUCCCCACUACAACAACACAAAACACAACUGUGAUAAACCUGGUUUUGAGGCAUCCAACCGGAUCCCCACUCAGUGGAAUCGUAGCACUAGUACCACCCUUCACUUCCCUCAGUGCUCUCAACGAUGCCCUUCAAACUAUCCAAAACACCACAGGCAUUACGAUAUUCGACACUGAUGCUUUGAUAAACAGUUCAAACAUCAUCAUGACAACCUUUUUUGCUCACAUCGUCCUACCCAUCAUGAUAAUACUGUUUGUUCUCAUCUUGGCAAUUGGAGUGAUCAUUAUUCUGAUUGUUGGGAGAAAGAGAAAGAAUAAUAGGAAGAAAUCAAAGAUCCGACCUCUGAUUGGCAGUACCUCCUCAUGAUCACAAAAUGCAUAUUGGGGAGAGGAAAAACUCAUGUCUAAAUCUAACUGUAAACUUUAUCAUUAUGUAGUGUAGCAUUUUUUGA